AUGAGAAAUCACACAGCAAUAACAACAUUCAUCUUGUUGGGACUCACAGAGGACCCAGAGCUGCAAGUUCUUCUUUUUAUCUUCUUAUUUCUCACCUAUGUGCUGAGCAUGACUGGAAAUUUGACCAUUAUCAUUCUUACGUUCAUGGAUUUUCAUCUCAAAACACCUAUGUAUGUUUUUCUUCGAAAUUUCUCCAUCUUAGAAAUCUUAUUCACAACAGUAUGUAUUCCCAGAUUCCUGUACAGCUUAUCAACUGGGGACAAAACGAUCACUUACAAUGCUUGUGUUAGUCAAGUAUUUUUUAUUGGAGUUUUUGGGGCCACAGAAUUUUUUCUCCUGGCAGCCAUGUCCUAUGACCGCUACGUGGCCAUUUGCAAACCUCUUCAUUACACCACCAUCAUGAACAACAAAGUCUGUACCAUCUUUGUCUUCUGUAGCUGGAUCUCUGGAUUGCUGAUCAUCGCCACACCCCUUGCUAUGGGUCUCCAGCUGGAAUUCUGUGACUCCAAUGCCAUUGACCAUUUUGGCUGUGACCCAUUUCCUCUUUUUAAGAUUUCAUGCUCAGAUACUUGGCUUAUAGAACAGAUGGUUAUAAUCUGCGCAGUACUGAUAUUCAUUAUUACACUCUUUGGUGUCAUUCUUUCCUACGUAUAUAUCAUCAAGACAAUUCUAAGAUUCCCUUCUGCUUCCCAAAGGAAAAAAGCUUUCUCCACCUGUUCAUCUCACAUGAUUGUUAUUUCUAUCACAUAUGGCAGCUGUAUUUUCAUCUAUAUCAAGCCUUCAGCCAAAGAACAGGUGGACAUCAAUAAAGGGGUAUCUGUGCUCACUACAUCUGUUGCUCCUUUGUUGAACCCUUUCAUUUAUACUUUGAGGAACAAGCAAGUAAAACAAGCUUUUAAUGACACAAUAAAAAAAAUUGCAUUUACCUUACACAGUAAGAGCACAUGGAAUUUGAAAACUUAA
Suricata suricatta (meerkat) is the source of this 963-nucleotide messenger RNA. RefSeq names its product olfactory receptor 6C2-like. Gene Ontology annotation, cellular component: membrane. Gene Ontology annotation, molecular function: G protein-coupled receptor activity; olfactory receptor activity. The record is from RefSeq and is a predicted model, not a curated record. The transcript has a single exon. Gene Ontology annotation, biological process: G protein-coupled receptor signaling pathway. Bases 1 to 963 code for a protein of 320 amino acids. NCBI's taxonomy places the organism in Eukaryota, Metazoa, Chordata, Mammalia, Carnivora, Herpestidae.